AAACUACCCAAGAAAUAAUCCCGUGCAUAACCAUUUGGGUUUUGCAUUUUUCACAUUUUUCUGUUGAAAAUUCAUCUCUACGCUUUCGAUUUCACUGAUUAGCCAAAAAGAAGAAGGAAAAUGUCUUCUCCAAUGGAGACGGAUACACAACUUCCCAACGGAAACGCUGCUGCCGCUACCGCCAUUACUCCUCCGUCGAAGUUGGGGAAAUUGGCGGACUGCCUGAAACUGGAACAUCAGUUCCUUCGCGUGCCUUUCGAGCACUACAAGAAGACGAUCCGCGCCAAUCACCGAGUAGUCGAGAAGGAAGUCUCCGCCGUCAUAUCCGGCGUCUCAGACGCCGCCGAUUCAGACCUCUCGCGAGACGACGCCGUCAACCAACUUAAUUCUCUGGUCUCCCGACUGCAGGGCCUCAAAAGAAAGUUGGAAGAGGGAAGUCGAACGGAGCACUUGCAAGCACAGAAAUGUCGAGCUAGGCUAGACCAUUUAGACUCCGCAGAAGUGGACAAUUUGUCAGAGUGGAACAGCAUCCGCUUGAAGCGGAUACUUGUUGACUAUAUGUUGCGAAUGUCGUAUUAUGACACUGCUUUAAAGCUUGCACAGAGCAGCAAUAUUCAGGAUCUUGUUGAUGUAGAUGUGUUUCAUGAGGCAAAAAAGGUUAUUGAUGCACUUCAAAAGAAGGAGGUUGGCCCAGCUCUGACUUGGUGUGCUGACAACAAAUCUAAACUGAAGAAGUCAAAGAGCAAAUUUGAGUUCCAGUUGAGACUGCAAGAAUUCAUUGAGUUGGUAAGAGCUGAAAAUAAUAUGCAAGCUAUAUCAUAUGCUCGGAAGUAUCUGGCACCUUGGGGAGCUACCCACAUGAAAGAAUUGCAGCGUGUCAUGGCAACACUAGCUUUCAGAAGUAAUACUGAAUGUGCGACGUACAAGGUUCUAUUUGAAGCAAAGCAAUGGGAUUAUCUGGUUGACCAAUUUAAGCAAGAGUUCUGCAGAUUGUAUGGCAUGACUCUGGAGCCUUUAUUGAAUAUAUAUCUGCAGGCGGGCUUAUCUGCAUUAAAAACCCCAUUCUGUUAUGAAGAUGACUGCACAAAGGAGGACCCUCUAUCGCAGGAGGGUUUCCGCAAAUUAGCACAGCCACUGCCAUAUUCGAAGCAGCAUCAUUCAAAACUUGUUUGUUACAUAAGUAAAGAACUAAUGGAUACUGAGAAUCCACCUCUUGUCUUGCCAAAUGGCUAUGUUUACAGCACUAAGGCUCUUGAAGACAUGGCAAAGCAAAAUCAUGGUAAAAUCACAUGUCCAAGGACAGGUUUGGUUUGUGACUAUACUGAUGUGGUGAAAGCAUUUAUCUCAUAAGUAAUGUGCAGAGUUGAUCACUUUUAUGCUGUGAAUCCCUUUUAUCACCACAGUUGUUUGGUGGACGACUGCUCUUGUCAAUAGUAUCCGUAUCCAAUCCUUCGCUAUUCCUCUGGCCUCGAGUAACCAUGAGGAUUUCUCUGCAUGUACAUAUACAAAAUAGUGGUUAUGGAUUUGUUAUUGCUUGUUGAACUAGCAAAAAACAUAAAUCAAACAUCUCUUUAUUUACGUUUGCCAAAACUUGAAUUUCCUUUAGGGAAUAAAUUAUGAGUGAGUGCAAUGUCAGCAUCUGUUUUUGUUUUUGCCAUGUCCUAAAUUGCAUCCACAUUCAGCUUUCAUUGGACACUUCCAUUCCUGUAACCUAUCUCCAGAGUCUCUGUUGAAGAAUAUAGUCAUUUUUCUGGUGAAUGGCUUCUUGAUUA
This is a messenger RNA of Sesamum indicum (sesame), 1772 nucleotides long. Its product is annotated as LisH/CRA/RING-U-box domains-containing protein. Gene Ontology annotation, molecular function: ubiquitin protein ligase activity; protein binding. The record is from RefSeq and is a predicted model, not a curated record. Lineage: Eukaryota; Viridiplantae; Streptophyta; Magnoliopsida; Lamiales; Pedaliaceae. Gene Ontology annotation, biological process: proteasome-mediated ubiquitin-dependent protein catabolic process. Gene Ontology annotation, cellular component: GID complex; nucleus; cytoplasm.